Messenger RNA from Mercurialis annua (annual mercury), 1783 nucleotides. RefSeq names its product beta-glucosidase 24-like. Gene Ontology annotation, molecular function: beta-glucosidase activity. The record is from RefSeq and is a predicted model, not a curated record. Lineage: Eukaryota; Viridiplantae; Streptophyta; Magnoliopsida; Malpighiales; Euphorbiaceae. The transcript has 13 exons. Gene Ontology annotation, biological process: carbohydrate metabolic process. Bases 15 to 1607 code for a protein of 530 amino acids.
AAUAAAGCAUUAUUAUGGCAACUAAAAGCUCAUUUUUGUUAGUAAUUGCAGUUCUCCUCAUUAUUAGUGCUGCCAACUCCCAAGAUACUCCUGCGCAUCUCCAGGUCUUUGAUAGCAGUUAUUUUCCUGAUGGUUUUAUCUGGGGAACAGCCUCAUCUGCUUAUCAGGCUGAAGGUGCAUCUGAGAAAAGAGGAGUUAACACAUGGGAUACAUUUACCCAUGACUACCCAGAAAGGAUUGAUGAUGGCAGCAAUGGAGAUAUUGCCACUGAAUUUUAUUAUUUAUAUAAAAAUGAUACCAAAAGAAUGAAUAAACAAAUGAAUAUGAAUGCUUUCAGAUUCUCCAUUGCAUGGUCAAGAAUAAUACCUAGUGGGAACAUAAGCGCAGGAGUAAGUGAGGAGGGAAUCGACUUCUACAACAGAGUUAUUAAUGAAACUAUAAAAAAUGGAAUGGUGCCAUUUGUAACUAUAUUUCAUUGGGAUGUUCCUCAAGAAAUUGAAGACAAUUAUGGUGGCUUUAGAAACUAUAGCAUAGUGUCCGAUUACAAGGAUUACGCAGAGCUUUGCUUCCAAAGAUUUGGAGACAGAGUGAAGCAUUGGAUAACUUUUAACGAACCGCAUAUUUUUACUUCACAAAGCUAUGAUUUGGGUAUUUUGGCUCCAGGCCGAUGCUCCGCUUGGGUGAGUAAGGCUUGCGUCGAAGGAGACUCAGGAACCGAACCUUAUAUAGUGGCUCAUAAUUUGCUCCUUGCUCAUGCCGCAGCUGUUGCAUUAUAUAAGGAACAGGGUUUUGAUGGAGAAAUUGGUAUAACACUUGAUCUCACAUGGGUAGACCCUUACUCCAGCAGUAUAGAGGAUCGUCGAUCAGUCCAUCGGUACCUUGAUUUCGUAUUUGGUUGGUUUAUGGACCCCGUAACCUACGGUCAUUAUCCAAGAAUUAUGCGCGAGUUAGUUGGAAAUCGAUUGCCAGUAUUCAAUAAAACUGAAUCUAACUCUCUAAAAGGAUCAUAUGAUUUUGUUGGUAUCAACUAUUAUACUUCAAAUUUUGCCUCUGGCAAUUUCACAGUUGAUCCUGAUCCAACUCAUCUUAGAUAUUCAACAGAUAUGCUUGUUAAUUUGACCUCUUAUGAUAUAACUGGAAAACCCAUUGGAGUACAGGCUUCUCCGUCAUGGUUGUAUGUUGUUCCGGAAGGACUUGAGAGUGUUCUAAAAUAUGUGAAAGAUGUGUACAAGAAUCCAAUCAUAUAUAUAACUGAGAAUGGAGUUGGUGAUGCCAUAGACCUUUCUCCGGAGGAUGCACUUAAAGAUAAAUGGAGAAUAUCAUAUCAUAACCAGCACCUCUGGAAACUUCUUAGAGCCAUAUGUGAUCACGGCGUUAGAGUAAAAGGAUAUUUUGCUUGGGCAUUCAUAGAUAAUUUUGAGUGGGCAAAUGGGUAUACUGUAAGAAUGGGAUUUUAUGCUAUGGAUACCAAUAAGAAACUGAUGAGAAUUCCAAAAUUGUCUGUUGAUUGGUUUAAGGAAUUUUUGAAAGACAAAUCGGGCGGUCCAAAAUGCAAUAUUCCAGAAGUGAUCGUGGAUUCUUCUUUAGAGGAUGAGGAAGAGCUUUAAACAUAUUAAUGGACAGAUGAAUAAUCAUUCUACUGGUUUUAUUUUAAAUAAGUUUGAAGUCCAUGCAAACAUAGUUCACUUCUCAUGAUGUUCUUUAAAAUUUUAAAAUUUUAUGUUGGAAUUUCCUUUUUCUUUUUAUAAUAAUAAUAAUAAAAAAAAUGUGUGCUUUCGUAUUA